AUGUUGUCCAACAAUAGGAUCCUGCAACACUUCAAUCGCCAUCUCGGCAUUGCCUUCGCCGUCAUUGCCAUCUCAACAUUCAACUACGGAUUUGACAAUGCAGCCUACAACAACACCCAAGCCAUGGAGGCUUUCCAGGCUCAAUUUGGCGAAUGGGAUGCCGACGCUGGAAAGUACAGCAUCCCUCCUUCAUGGCUCGCCCUGUUCAACAGCUUGAACUAUAUCGGUUUCGGUGCCGGCGUUAUCAUUGGUAGUCUGGUCAGUGAGCGUUGGGGUCGAAGAUGGUGCAUGUUUGCCAUGAGUGCCUGGGCAUUGGUCCCUGCUAUCAUGGCCGUGACAUCUGUCAGCAAGCAUCAAAUCAUGGCCACCAGAAUCCUCAACUACAUCUAUAUUGGCAUGGAACUCGCCGUUGUUCCCGUCUACCAGUCCGAGAUUAUGCCACGCGAAAUUCGUGGAUUUGCUGUUGGAUCAUACCAAUUCAGCUUGAUGUCCGGCACCCUCAUUGUCGCAUGCGUCUGUAGAGGCACAAGCACUCUAUCCGGUAACCUCUCGUUUCGAAUCCCCUUCGGCCUCUUCUUCAUCAUCCCUGUCUUCGUCAUGUGUGCUAUCUUCUUCAUUCCAGAGUCUCCACGAUGGUUACUCACUAAAGAUCGAACCGAAGAAGCACGAGCGGCGCUUGGAAAACUACGACUAGGAAAACAGACCGAAGCCGAGAUUGACGAGCAGUUCGCUGCUCUCCAAUACGCGCUAGAACAUGAGCCAGAGCAGGGAAAUUACUUUGAGCUCUUCCAGGGAAAGAAUCUCAAGAGAACUGGUAUCGUUGUCGCCAUGAACUUUUUCCAGCAGGCCACUGGUCAAGCAUUUGCCUCGACAUAUGGUGCAAUCUUUAUUCGAGAUAUUGGAACUGUCAACCCUUUUACAAUGACCAUUGUCAAUGCAGUCGUCAACCUCUGCUCUGCCUUUGCUGGUCUCUAUCUUGUUGAUCGGGCUGGUCGCCGCCCUCUAUUGCUGACUAGUGCUGGAUGGAUGUUCGCAGCAAUCAUCACCAUGGGAGCCCUGGGAACUGUAUCCAAUCCAUCCUUCGGCGUCAAAUCCGGCAUUGUUGCUAUGCUCACACUAUUCGGUUCUGGCUUCACUUUUGCCUUUGCACCCCUGAACUAUGUCAUCACUACUGAAAUACCUGCUCUCCGUCUUCGAGACGCCUCACAGCGAACUGCCUCCAUAGUUAACGUUAUUACCAACUUCCUUGUCAGCUUCAGCAUUCCUUAUAUGCUCUACGAUCAAUACGGCGGCUUAGGAUCUAAGGUCGGAUUUGUCUUUGCGGGUAUUCUCGCAUUAGCCAUCUUCUUUGUUGUCUUUUGCAUUCCGGAGUGCAAGGGCAAGUCACUUGAGCAGAUUGAUCGCAUGUUCAAUGAAGGUAUUGCCCUUCGCAAGUUCGGCAAGUAUAAGCCCGAGGAGAUGACAGGUGACGUGGAGGAAAUGGGAGAGAAGGGUGGAAAGGAAGCCGGUUCCAUUGUGGUGAAUCAUCGGGAACAGUUAUAG
Molecule: messenger RNA, 1542 nt
Organism: Fusarium sp. VM40
Lineage: Eukaryota; Fungi; Ascomycota; Sordariomycetes; Hypocreales; Nectriaceae
Source: the annotation of a GenBank genome assembly